Molecule: messenger RNA, 376 nt
Organism: Symbiodinium sp. CCMP2456
Lineage: Eukaryota; Dinophyceae; Suessiales; Symbiodiniaceae
Source: the annotation of a GenBank genome assembly
AUGGCGCCUAUCCUCUUUGACAUGUCCGUUCUUGACAUCUGCUUCUCGCGGCUGGCCUCUGCCGAAAAGCCCCUUUGGGGAUCGAUGACGCCUUUGUUGAACGUUUCCUGUGGGCCACGCAUCUUCCACCAAACAUGCGUGGAUGUCAACGUGAUCCGUUUCAGCACAUAUGCCGGCGAGAUGGAAAACACCAUUGUCCACAUUGACACUUUCGGUGGCGAAGGCAUGCCUGCCUGUACGCCCCCUGCUCAUCGAGCGGCAGCUGUUGGGAAGCCAAGGCACCUGUCUGACAACUCGAUGACGCAGGCACUGCCUUCUGGAAAGAGGUUGGGGCAAGGACGUCUACGCGACCGCGAAGUGGGGAGGCGAAGGGACG